CAGCCACAGCUCAGGGCAGGAGCACAGUGACACCCUGGCAUGGCACACUUGGGAUGGGGGGUUGGCUGGGACACGGAGACAGCGGAGACUCGGGGACAGCUGUGGCCAGGGUGUGCGGACAGCCACAGUCAGGGUGCUCGACGUGGCUGGGUUGGGGGAUGGCCAUCCUUGGGCAUGCGGGGAGAAAUCAGAACACGAGGACUACCACAUCCUGGGAAAGCGGGAGACUACUGGGAUAAGGGGACAGCCCUGCCUGGGGACAUAGGGACAACCCUAUUCGGGAACGCUGUGCACGGGGACAGCCGUGACACGGGGACAUUGCCACUCUCUGCUCUCUCUGUCCCCAGGCCUCACAGUAAUCCUUGUCCCAUCCCUGCUUCCCCCGGCCACCCACCCCGCCUCGGAGACCCCACGGGACGAUGAACGUGCUGGCUCCGGUCCGCAGGGACCGGGUCAUCGCCGACCUGCCCCCGUGUUUUCGGAAGGAGGCCGCCCUGCAAACCCGCCCCGCCUUCCACCCCACAGUGGCCAGCGCCUGCCAGGAGCAGCGGACGGGCACUGUGGGGUUCAAGAUCUCCAAGAUCAUCGUGGUGGGGGACCUGUCGGUGGGGAAGACCUGCCUGAUCAACCGCUUUUGCAAGGACACUUUCGACAAGAACUACAAGGCGACCAUCGGUGUGGAUUUCGAGAUGGAGCGGUUUGAGGUGCUGGGGGUGCCCUUCAGCCUUCAGCUGUGGGACACAGCUGGCCAGGAGCGCUUCAAGUGCAUCGCCUCCACCUACUACCGCGGAGCACAAGCCAUCGUGAUCGUCUUCGACGUCAACGAUGUGGCAUCCCUGGAGCACACACGGCAGUGGUUGGCUGACGCCCUGAAGGAGAACGACCCGUCCAACGUGAUCCUCUUCUUGGUGGGCUCCAAAAAGGAUCUGAGUACGCCGGCGCAGUACAGCCUGAUGGAGAAGGACGCUCUCAAGGUGGCCCAGGAGAUGCAGGCGGAGUACUGGGCUGUCUCCUCGCUCACUGGGGAGAACGUGCGGGAUUUCUUCUUCCGUGUGGCGGCCCUGACCUUCGAGAGCAGCGUGCUGGCCGAGCUGGAGCGCAGCCACACCCGCAGGAUCGGCGACACCGUGCGGAUCAGCAGUAACGAGAGCGACCUGUACCUGUCGACGCCCCGCAAGAAACCCAAGUGCUGCCAGUGAGGGGGCACCCCCUGCCCCCGCCUUGCUCACACCUAUGGACCAAAGAGGGGCGACCCCGGCCGGGCCCAAGGAGCCGUCCCUGCCACUCACCAGCCCCCCUGGCCUCUUGCCUGCCCAGGCACCCCCGGCCAGGGUGGGCA
Myiozetetes cayanensis is the source of this 1339-nucleotide messenger RNA. It is a transcript of the gene RAB34, whose product is annotated as RAB34, member RAS oncogene family. Gene Ontology annotation, biological process: phagosome-lysosome fusion; endocytosis. The coding region runs from base 420 to 1199 and encodes 259 amino acids. NCBI's taxonomy places the organism in Eukaryota, Metazoa, Chordata, Aves, Passeriformes, Tyrannidae. Gene Ontology annotation, molecular function: GTP binding; GTPase activity. The record is from RefSeq and is a predicted model, not a curated record. The transcript has 10 exons.